Brienomyrus brachyistius is the source of this 3126-nucleotide messenger RNA. It is a transcript of the gene tmem222b, whose product is annotated as transmembrane protein 222b. The transcript has 6 exons. Lineage: Eukaryota; Metazoa; Chordata; Actinopteri; Osteoglossiformes; Mormyridae. The record is from RefSeq and is a predicted model, not a curated record. The coding region runs from base 55 to 606 and encodes 183 amino acids.
CAAGUGGAAGAAGAAGAACGCGGAAGCGAUGAAAUUAAUUUUUCACUUUUGGUGAUGGCGGAUGUGGCUGAGAUAGACACUAUGAAGAAUUAUCACGGGGGGUUCGAGAAGAUCGAUGCCGAUACGAGUCGUUACCCCUACUGCAUCGUUUGGACUCCUAUCCCAGUGUUAUCGUGGUUUCUUCCAUUCAUCGGUCACAUGGGUAUCUGUACUUCCUCCGGUGUGAUCAGGGAUUUUGCUGGCCCGUAUUUCGUCUCUGAGGAUAACAUGGCUUUUGGCCGACCAACAAAGUACUGGAAAUUGGAUGUGAGCAAAGUGUAUGUCAGCGGCUCCAAUGCCUGGGACACAGCUGUGCACGAUGCCUCGGAGGAGUACAAGCACAGAAUGCACAACAUUUGUUGUGACAACUGCCAUUCCCACGUUGCCAUGGCACUGAACCUGAUGCGCUAUGACAACAGCACCUCUUGGAACAUGGUGAACCUAUGCCUGCUGGCCCUGAUCCACGGCAAACAUGUCAGCUGUGCGGGCUUUCUGAAGACUUGGCUGCCGUUCCUGUUGCUGACCGGGGUCUUCCUCACAGUGGGGUUAGCCCUUAACACACGGUGACCGAAAGACAGCCAGAAGGUGGGGGUUGGGGGGGCACAGGAGCUGUGGGACAAGGUGAACGGGGGAGUCAGAGAGACACAACACAAACCUCCAGCGAUGAAGAUGACAAGGAAGAGGAGGGAAGGAGCCAGUGUCUUUCUUUUUCUUUGUAGGGUGCAUUUUAAUAGUGUUUGAUGUGGUGUACUUAGAGUAGCAGGAAGAGAUGUGACAUUAGUCUCACUGCCCUACCCCAUGCCAGCACAGGAACGUUCUCCACAAAAAUGGGGUGUUUCACCUUGGCCUUCAACACAGUGCUUUGCAUCUCAUGCUUCUGAGGUCUUCAUGCUAAAAGUUGGUCUUCACUGACUAAUCGGACUCGGUCCAUCUUUGGCGGCACAGAGGAAUUCACUGUACAGUACAUAGAGUAGGGCAUGCACACACCACAAUGAAAGGAAACUAAUCCAAGAUGAUGCCUUGUUUGCAAUAGAAGAAAUUACCAGAAAUAUUUUUUGGGAGCAAAUGUCAAAUUUAUUGCAUAUAUUUUUUCUUUGAUCUAAAAGUGGCCACCUGCUUUUCUGAGGUGUCAUCUACAGAGAACUUCCCUUAUGCAAAAGGACGUUAUUCUGGGCAGCCCUGUUCUUACCACAGUAAUGACAGAAUGUGGACCUAGAACCUUCCGCAUGCAGCAGAACAUUCAUGGGAUUCCAGUUGGACUUUGAAGGCUGGAUCGGACCUUGUUUGUUCCAGAGAGAGCCGAAUGUCAAAUAAGGAUGAAACAGGAAACUGACAUCCUGUCAAAGACACUCCCAAAAAAAAAUCCCAGGGAUUAAUACACAAAAAAAUGCAAAUUAACUUUUAGAAUGGAAUAAGCACUCGCAUGUGAUUGGCUGCAUGAUGGGAUACAGCACGUUUUUCUUUGUUUUAAUGUGAUCUUCCAUUUUGGGUUCUUACUGUUUGUAUCUGAUGGGUUUCUGAACACACACUUAUGUAUCUUCACAGGAUCUGCUGACAGGGUAGAUGAGUCUUCUCUGGCUCUCCAUUAACUGAUUGCCUGAACUGAUUGUUCACUAUUUAUCAGUGUGAGUGAGAUUAAUUUGUCUUGUAAUGACUUGUUUGAAAUCUUCCCUUAGCAUUUAAAUCUAAAGUCUUCCUUCAUUUUGUGUGUCAUUGACUUGAAGGUGAACACCAGCCUGGCAUGUCAUGAACCUCAUGGAUGGAAAUGUUGCCUUGUUGUUUGGUUUUGUUUUUAGUGUGGUGGUUGAAUGGGUUUUACAAAUAACAGCACAUCAUUAGCAUGUACUGCAAACCAACAAGAAAAACGUUCUGCUUUCUGGGUGAAUUUGCUUUGGUUCCAAGGUAUUGUAGGACAUUGGAGUUUAACCAAUUGCUAUACUAUUACAUGUGAGAGAAUUCCUCUAUGUUAUUGUGGGUCAAGCCCAUUCUCAGUGGCGUCACCAGCAAAGGCUGCAUAUCAUCUCGUUGGAAACAGCUAACAGCUUCUGAGGCUCCCCGUAGCUUCAGAGAGAUUCAGAAAUAUUAUCCUCUCCAUUUAGAAGAGAUUGAAGCGUGAGACUGCUAGGAACGUUCAUGCAAGUACUGAGGUCACGUAUAACCUCUAAACAGAUGACCCACAUUUGCUAAACAAGCCUUUUAUUGCUCGUAUAAUGCAAUUUUUUUCCAUUGAAUUUUUAAUAAUAUAUGUAUAGCUGUAUAGGUAAGGUUUAUCUCUGAUGGUCAAUUUAGAAUAUUUAGUAGAUGAGUCAUUUUUUCACUUAGCAUACAUAUCAUGAUGUAAAUUGGGUCUUAAUAACUAAUGAAGGUGUCUGUCUUCAUCAUUUCUGUUCCAGUUGUCAGUGUGCAUUGCCUGACAUUAACACUGGACGCUUGCUUUCGAAGUAGAUAAUACAGAUGUAGAAGCAAAGCCAAUGAAACAUCACCUCUGUUUCUACAUGUAUUCACGGCAGGAAGUGCAGUUUGCUGCCUUUUUUCUGCUUUCAAGUAACAUCACAUAGCUGAAUAUUUCGGUACUGGUCUGGGUCUAAUCAGAAGGGCAACUUUGCCCAUCUACCUCUGCUGUCCUGGUGUCUAAGGUAAUACUGCUGAGGGAAGUGGGCUGUGCACUGGGCCCAUAUUCCAGUUACUCAUGCAUUGCCACUGUGCAUGUAGGUGGUGUGGCUGUUGCUUAGGGAAAGAGUGGAUGAUCCAGCUGAUGGUUUCUCUGUGGAUGUAAGCAUUCUGUGUCAUACUGUCCUGUGUAUGAGUGCACUCUGUGUCGAUCCAUAUCCUGUAAUACUGUACUGAUCCACUCUUCUACACUAUAAAACAAAACAGCUUAAGUACAGCACUGAGCUAUUCGUGUGAAGGUUGUAGGUUCAAAUCCCAGGGAGCACAUAUAAACUUUAAAUUACUUUGGAUAAAAGCAUUAGACACGUGUAAAACAUAAUUAUGACCUUGGUCUUAUGGGUUCUGUAUUAUGAGAUCUAUGGGCUGUAUGGAGGUGAUCUGCAUUUGCAAAACCAAUAAACAUUUAUUAUAAAAUAA